AUGUAUCAGUCGCUCCACGUGCAUUUCCUCGGAGCAUUAAUCAUUGACUUUGCGACGAAGUGUCAUCACCAGCGCCAAUAUGGUUGGACAUCACCCGCAUCUCAUGGUGAUAGCACCAAAAAGAAAUAUUGCUUAUCUGGAAUCCUCAAUGAGAAUCCUAUCACUUGUCAUGGCGCCCUCAGAUCACACUUGGUAUCAACUAUCGCAUACUCAAAGGCAUAUUGA
This is a messenger RNA of Sclerotinia sclerotiorum 1980 UF-70, 225 nucleotides long. RefSeq lists its product with no specific name. The transcript has 2 exons. Bases 1 to 225 code for a protein of 74 amino acids. Lineage: Eukaryota; Fungi; Ascomycota; Leotiomycetes; Helotiales; Sclerotiniaceae. The record is from RefSeq and is a predicted model, not a curated record.